Molecule: messenger RNA, 1068 nt
Organism: Penicillium maclennaniae
Lineage: Eukaryota; Fungi; Ascomycota; Eurotiomycetes; Eurotiales; Aspergillaceae
Exons: 4
Coding region: 1-1068 (355 amino acids)
Source: RefSeq, a predicted model, not a curated record
AUGACCGUCGAACACCCUCAUGAUGUCUACCGCACCGUGAACCUAGUGACACAAGUCCUAUGUAUUCCAAUCUGCACGGCGUUCGUGGCCUUGAGAUUCUACACGCGGUUCCGCUUUAAGCAGAAUCUGGGGGUGGAGGAUUGGGGAUGUCUCGUAGCGUGGGCUCUCUUCAUGGGAUACUGUGGGAUCAGUAUUCUCGUUGGAAAACAUGGAGGAGGAUACCAUAUCACGGACGUCAGCCCAGAGGAACAAGUCUUGUUUAGGAAGUUUUGUUACAUCGCCACCAUUCUUUACUGCCCAAUGGCUCUAUUCGUGAAAAUCGCCCUUCUCUCCAUUCUCACACGCAUCUUCGCUCCUUACCGCGGCAAAGUCUGGUUCAUCUACGGCUUCCUAGGCUGCCUCUGCACAUACUACAUCAUUGCGCUGAUCGUCAAGAUUCGCAUGUGCAAUCCUAUUCCUUAUUACUGGUUAGGCCCGAAGCUUCAAGGGGGUGGUACCUGUCUCGACCAAGCCGCCGCCUUGAUCGCCGAUUCAGUCAUCAGUCUUGUGAGCGAUAUCAUUAUUCUCAUUCUGCCGUUGCCAUUGACAUGGUCAUUGCAAAUGUCUCGGAACAAAAAGCUGCGCGUUAUUGGUCUGCUGAGUGCAGGUGGUCUCGCCACAGCCUUUAGUCUGUAUCGACUUGUUUUGGUGCUGAGAGACGGUCAGUCGAAAGAUCAGACCAUCGUCUUCAUGUGUGUCAUUCUUUCUGGCAACGCUGAGGGCGGCGUCGGUCUGAUCUGUGCCUGUCUUCCCAUCUUGAACGUUCUCCUUGCCCACUACAAGAAGGAGUACUCAUCACAGAAAUACUACGCCCAUGGUUCCGACAUGCAUCUCGGUGAUCGUUCUCAGGGCAGCAAAGCCGCGAGUCGAUGGGAGAACGCCCCCAACUUUGGUGACGAGAGCCAUCUUGUAUCUUAUGCCGGCACGCCGGCAACUAAUGAGUCGAUCCACAAUGUCGAAGGCAUCCGUAAGACGGCCGCUGUCGAACAAACAGUGGAGAGCGCGAGUAAUGAUAGCGGGAGUUGUUGA